CUACUCAGGAAACCACAUAAGCUUCGCGGUUCUCUUGUCGCUCCAUCUCCAAACCAGAGAGAUGGGGAAGGUGAAAGGUAAGCAUCGUUUGGAUAAGUAUUACCACUUAGCUAAAGAACACGGCUACCGAUCUCGAGCCGCAUGGAAGCUCGUCCAGCUGGAUUCCAAGUUCAGCUUCCUCCGCUCGUCUCAAUCAGUGCUGGACCUCUGCGCUGCCCCCGGUGGAUGGAUGCAGGUGGCGGUGGAGCGAGUUCCGGUCGGCAGCCUCGUCAUCGGCGUCGACCUGGACCCUAUUCGACCCAUCCGCGGCGCUAUCGCAGUCCAGGAUGAUAUCACUACGCCUAAGUGCAGAGCCACACUCAAGAAACUUAUGGCCGAGAAUGGCUGCAGAACCUUCGAUUUGGUCCUCCACGAUGGCUCCCCCAACGUCGGUGGUGCCUGGGCUAAGGAGGCCACCAGUCAAAAUGCUCUGGUCAUUGAUUCCGUUAAGCUCGCCGCAGAAUUGCUGUCUCCUAAAGGGACUUUUGUUACAAAGGUUUUCAGGUCCCAAGACUACAGUGCUGUUUUGUACUGUUUGCGACAGCUUUUUGAGAAGGUUGAAGUGGAUAAACCUUUGGCAAGUCGUUCAGCGUCCGCAGAAAUUUAUAUUGUUGGUUUUAAAUACAAGGCUCCUGCAAAGAUUGAUCCUCGCCUUCUUGAUUUUAAGCACCUCUUCCAGGGAGGCAAAGAACCCCCAAAGGUGAUUGAUGUACUCAGAGUGACAAAGCAAAAGAGACACCGAGAUGGGUACGAAGAUGGUGCUUCAAUUUUGAGGAAGGUGUGCUCUGCUGUUGAUUUUAUUUGGUCUGAAGCUCCUCUUGACAUCCUUGGUUCAGUUACUUCCAUAUCUUUUGAUGAUCCUGCUUGUUUGCCUAUAAGAGAGCAUACUCUGACAACUGAGGAGGUAAAGGCCCUAUGUGAUGAUCUGCGAAUUUUGGGGAAGCAAGACUUCAAGCAUAUCUUAAAAUGGCGUAUGCAUAUAAGAAAAGCAUUGUCUCCUUCAGAGAAAAGUAUUACCCCAUCCAUAUCUGUUGAACCUGAGAGCAAGGAAGAUGAAGAUGAAAAAAUUCUUAAUGAAAUGGAGGAGCUGACAUUUGCAAUUGAGAGGAAGAAGAAAAAGGAGAAAAGGCUUCAAGCAAAACGGCAAGCUAAGGAAAAAGCUAGGAAGGCACUGGGUGUGCAAAUAGAUGCUACAGGGGAUGGAUAUGGUGAUCAAGACUUGUUUUCUCUAUCUUCUAUCAAGGGCAAGAAAGAUCUGGUAGCCGUUGAUAAUGAUGAAUAUCUUGAACCUGGUGAAGGAAAUAGUGAAGAUAGUGAAAGUGAUGCGGAGGCCCAAGAGGAUACAUCUAGUGAUGUGGAUUCGGAAGAAGAGCGUAGACGAUAUGACGAGCAUGUGGAAGAGCUGCUUGAUGAGGCAUAUGAGAGCUAUGUGGCUAGAGUGGAAGGGAAAACUAAACAAAGGAAGCGAACCAAACGAGCUUAUGAGAAGGAUGAUGAACUUUUGGAGGGUGAUAAUGACGAUGCUAUGGUUCAUUCUGAUCAAGACACAGACAACGAUCAGGGAGAACAUGAAUUGAAUCCUCUAGUGGUACCGCUUGAGGAUGCACCUACUCAGGAGGAGAUUGCAGCACAAUGGUUCAAUCAAGAUGUUUUUGCUGAACCAGAUGAGGAGGAUAUUUUGGACAAGUAUGAUAGUGAAGAUGAAAUGCAAAUAGAUGAACCAGGGAAAAGUGCCAAAAAGUCAAGGCAGAUGGGAAAAGAUGCAUCCGAGAAACAAACCAUUGGUGUGACCAGAAAGACUAAAAGUUCAGUUCUUCAAGUCCCUUCCAGUGAGGUGGCUGAAGACUUUGAAAUAGUCCCAGCUCCACCUACAGAUUCAAGUGACUCAUCUUCAUCAGAUGAUUCAGAUGAUGAUGACAUUAACAAUAAGGCUGAAAUACUUGCUUAUGCAAAGAAGAUGCUAACAAAAAAGCAGCGAGAGGAGAUGCUUGAUGAUGCUUACAACAAAUAUAUGUUUCACGAUGAAGGGCUGCCAAAGUGGUUUGCUGAUGAAGAAAUAAAGCAUCGCCAGCCUAUAAAGCCUAUAACUAAAGAGGAAGUUGCUGCAAUGAGGGCUCAAUUUAAAGAAAUAGAUGCCCGGCCUGCAAAGAAGGUGGCAGAAGCCAAAGCCCGAAAGAAGAGGGCUGCCCAUAGAAAACUAGAGAAGAUACGCAAGAAAGCCAACUCUAUAUCAGACCAGGCCGAUAUUUCUGAUCGUUCAAAGACGAAAAUGAUUGACCAACUCUACAAGAAGGUUGGCCCCAAAAAACCAGAAAGGGAAUACGUAGUGGCAAAGAAGGGGGUUCAAGUCAGGGCUGGCAAAGGUAAAGUACUUGUUGAUCGACGAAUGAAAAAGGAUGCAAGAAAGAAUGGCAUAAGCAAAAAGGGUAAAGGAAAGAAUGGAAAACAGAAAGGAAAAGGAUCGAUGAAGGCAAAGGGUAAGAAGGGGGAAGCAAGGCAAAAUAGUCGGAAAUGAUCCCCUAUGACUCACUGCCACAGCAAAUUUGACUAGUCGCCUGGUUCUAUGGAUUCUUCAGGCAUGACCUGCAAGGGACUGGACUGAACUGGACAGUGCUAGGCCAAAAUAUUUUUGUUUUCCCGAAAACUAGUUUAUAAUUUGUUCAAGAUUGAGGUAAUGUAAUUCUAAUUCAACUUGUUAUAGUAAUUCAUAAUACUAAAAAUUUUCCAUUCUAUUCAAUCAUGCACAUUUCGAAAUUCAAUUUAUAUGAUGCCCGAGUUUUAUUUU
Molecule: messenger RNA, 2824 nt
Organism: Ipomoea triloba (trilobed morning glory)
Lineage: Eukaryota; Viridiplantae; Streptophyta; Magnoliopsida; Solanales; Convolvulaceae
Product: adoMet-dependent rRNA methyltransferase spb1
Exons: 11
Coding region: 62-2554 (830 amino acids)
Biological process (GO): maturation of LSU-rRNA from tricistronic rRNA transcript (SSU-rRNA, 5.8S rRNA, LSU-rRNA); rRNA methylation; maturation of 5.8S rRNA from tricistronic rRNA transcript (SSU-rRNA, 5.8S rRNA, LSU-rRNA)
Cellular component (GO): nucleolus; nucleus; preribosome, large subunit precursor
Molecular function (GO): rRNA (uridine-2'-O-ribose)-methyltransferase activity; rRNA (guanine) methyltransferase activity
Source: RefSeq, a predicted model, not a curated record